UACGGCAGGCGUGGCUGGGAGCCGGUGGCUGAGGCGGGUGGGGCUCUCCUCCGGCCUCUGGGAGGGCGGUUGCUGGGCUUGCGAUACCCAGUCACUGCUCCCUGCCCUCAGUGAGCCGAGCUGUCUCGCGGGCGCCACCAUGACAGGCAGCCGCUGUGUCCCGGUGCUCCUGGCCGCCUGGCUCGCGGCGGCAGCGGCCGAGGGCCUCCAGCAGGCCGCGCUGCCGGCGGAGGAGAGCCGGGUGCAGCCCAUGACCGCCUCCAACUGGACGCUGGUGAUGGAAGGCGAGUGGAUGCUGAAAUUUUAUGCCCCGUGGUGUCCAUCUUGUCAGCAGACUGAUUCUGAAUGGGAGACAUUCGCAAAAAAUGGAGAAACACUUCAGAUCAGUGUGGGAAAGGUGGAUGUCAUUCAAGAACCAGGUUUGAGUGGCCGCUUCUUUGUCACUACUCUCCCAGCAUUUUUUCAUGCAAAAGAUGGGAUAUUCCGUCGUUACCGAGGCCCAGGAAUCUAUGAAGACUUACAGAAUUACAUCUUAGAGAAGAAAUGGCAAUCAGUUGAGCCUCUGACUGGCUGGAAGUCCCCAGCUUCUCUAACGAUGUCUGGAAUGGCUGGUCUUUUUAGCAUCUCUGGCAAGAUUUGGCACCUUCACAACUAUUUCACAGUGACACUUGGAAUUCCUGCAUGGUGUUCUUAUGUCUUUUUCGUCAUUGCCACUUUGGUGUUUGGACUAUUCAUGGGUCUGAUCCUGGUAGUGAUCUCAGAAUGCUUCUAUGUGCCGCUUCCAAGAGUUUCAUCUGAACGCUCUGAGCAGGAUCAGAGGCCAGAGGAGAUUCAAGGAGCUGAACAGCUGCAGGAUGCAGAGGAAGAAAAGGAUGACUCAAAUGAAGAAGAAAACAAAGACAGUCUUGCUGAUGAUGAGGAAGAGAAAGAGGACCUUGGAGAUGAGGAUGAAGCAGAGGAAUACGAGGAAGAGGACAACCUGGCAGGCAGCAUGGAUGAGGAGAGAAGUUACGCCAAUGACCAAGGAGUACUGCAGGAAGGCAGUGUGUCCCAGGAGGAACUCGAUGAAGCUCAUUCAGCCGACACACAGGAGGUGGUAGAAGACUCAUUGAGGCAGCGCAAGAGUCAGCAUGCAAACAAGGGACCAUAGGUUUCAUGAUGCCGUUUCUAAAAAUACAGGCCAGAAAAAUAAGUCUGCUUCCCUCUGGUCUGCAGUUUAAGCCAAAUCCUUAGUUUUUAUUUAUUUUUAAAUUUUUUUUUUCCUGAAUGAGCAAUGUUCACUCUUAAAAAAUGAUCUCUGGUCCUGUGGUCACAUGGUAGUAAGCUCCUGUGUCCUUAAGAGAGUCAGGGACCGCACUUAACCACCAUGGUGUAAGGAUCUUUGUGGGGCCUUAGGUGGAGAACAAAUUGAUAUACUUGGGGGCCAAAAGUCAACCAGAGGACUUCUCUCCAGUCCUCCAUAGCACCUUUAGAAAGGAGACUGAUGGCCUAAAUAAAGUGAGAGCAGAGCCACAUUACUCCUGAGCAUCCUUGAAGUACAGGAAGAGUCUUCCUUGUUAAGCAUUUUUGUCAUGGAAGAAACACUGGGUACCAUAGACUCCCAAACACUGUCUUGGGGCUAGAAAUUCUAGAGACCUGGACAUAGAUACGACUUCAAAAAGAAGCUGGAGAGUCAUCUGAGCUCUCUUGGUCUCUGUUGUCUUUUAUUUCUUACCUUUAAUUUCUGUGACUUCUCCACUGUGGAACUGAAGACUGCCACAUGUUUCAUAGCUGCUCUGUAUUGAGAGCAGCAGACAGCAGGAGCCUGUAUCCGUUACCCUUAUUCAACUUAAAGAUACAGGUAAUCAGUAGCCGUGGCUGAUGAGGCUUAGACUGCCAAGGAUCUCAAGGACAUGCUGUAUUCUUUGGCAAUUCAAAAGGUAGUCGUGGUUUCAUAGGACAGUUAUAAACAAACAACAGCUGGUUUUGGUUAGCUUGUAGUACUUCUGGGAUCACUUCUUCAAGAGUUCCUUUAGCUGCAUUCUUUGUGUUUCUGAACCCCAAAGUACUUUGUGCCUUGUUAUUACAAGGUAGUUCUGUGAAGCCAGCUUCAGGUUUGUGUUGUUUAUUUUCCAUCUCAAGGGUUCUCUGCCUCUGGAACCAUGUUAAUAAUAACUGAAAAGCAUGUCUGCUUUUCUUUCAGUGACGUGUUUUUAAUGAAAAAAUUGGUGAAAGUCGCUAUCGAGAUGAAAGGUUUGAUUUUGUUUCUGUCUCCCUAAAUCCUCUAGAGGAUUGUAUCAUUAUAAAUCUCUCCCUACUUCAUCUGAUAUCAAGAUCAAGGGAAACCAGCUUCUUAAAAAAGAUCUUCAACUCCUCUCUUACCCUCACAUGUCUUAGAAUAAAUUCAUAAAAUUACAUUCUAGGUAUAUGAAAGCUGCCUAAAGUCAAUCUUAUACGCAACCCCUGGGUUGAGUCGGAAUAAUGAGUACAGGUUUGUGGAAUUCAAAUGUUUCUGUCAUUUUUAAGAAGGGAUAUGAAUUUAUUUGUUUAGAUAACCCUUUCUCUGCAUGAGCUGCUAACAGGAAGCUCAAUGGUGGUGGAGUUCUGAGUCUGCCUUCCUGGACUGCAUGAGGCUGCUGCAAACCUUGCACAAAGGAAGAUUUUAUUGUGACAAUCCAUUCUUUAUAAAUGUUCUUAUUUCCUCUUUGUAAUGUAGUUAACUAUGAACUCAAGGCUGAGGCCAUCACAGAACUGAAGUAAUAGGAGACCUUCCUGCCCUCCCAUGUUCCUGCCCUCUGACACGUCUUUACUCAAAAGAGCCAUGGUUCUGUGGUGGCGGUUAUCUUCCUGCUAGAGCUGAGAUGCAACUUCUCCUCUGCCAGUGGAUCUCCUUCCCUUGUGAUCAGAUGCAUGGAGUGUUGAAGGAGUAGUAAGUCAAGCCCAGAGGAGCAGGAAAGGGAAGGCUCCGUGGCUCUGUUCUGUGUAGUACUCCUCCUCCAAACUGAAGUCCAGGGUUUUAACAGGAUGUUUGGCUAGAGGGAAGAAUUAGCCUGCCUUAGCCUUUAGAAAUGUUUCAAAACCAGUUUCCAGUUGGACUCCAAAUAGUACCUAAUUGUACAUUGAGAUAAUACAUUUCCUUUCUUAAUAAUACUUAAAAUAAAUAGGAGGGUAGGAGAAAAAAAGUCAUGGAGAAGAGGGUCCAGUCUAGUAAAAUUAUAUUUAUCUAUAAAAAUAAUUUUUUUAGCCUUUCCCUUUUUAACAUCCUGGCAAAAAUUAGGUUUCUAGAUAUAGUCCAAGUAAGUACUUAUAUAAUUUGAUUUCUUUCCAUUUGAAGCCUUUAGGUUUAUUUUCAAUACUUAGUUGAUAUAAAAUGAAAGGAGAAAGUCAACUUAAAAUUAGAUCAACAUUUAAUAUAUUUUUGUGUACAUAAUAAAUUUAAUCCAGAACUUAAGUGCAUGGAAAUAUGAUUUUAUAAAACAAAACUAGCCAUGCUUCUGCUGCACUGUCAUGGCUGCUAUUUAAUGGUAGAAUACUAUUUUCCGUGUGUUAAAUCAGGUGGAUGAGAUAGUGAUUGUGGAAUGAAGGUGUACUGUGCUUUAUGCACAGGUAGUUAGAGUAAGGUGCCUUGUUCUUUAUUGGAAUAUCUGAAAACUCCAGUUACUUCUUUUUUUUUUUUUUAAUUUCUUUUACUGUUCACCUCCUUAACUGUGCUGAACCAUGCUGGCUUGCUUAGAAUCUCAUGGAGGCAAUGCACAGACACUUUCACUUUGUUGUUGUUGUUAUUGUUUUGUUUUGAAGGAUAAUCAUGGAACAGGUCAGGGGUAGCUCAUUCACUUCACAGCCAUUAAACUGCUGGGCAGUCACUACAGUCUCCUCUUGUGCAUAGGAUCUGGACCUGUCAUCUCUAGUAACUAGUGCAGUAGAAGACAAACACGCUUGAGACACAUCGGCUUUGGACAGUUGAGAAAGCCACAUGUUUACUUUUUAAGUCCAAAGCCCCGGCUGACGAUGAAGAUGCUGCCACAUGGUUUGAGUGUAUAUGAGGUUGAAUAGGUGCAUCUUGUAACAGCUUUGGGGAGGUGAUGUAAAUGCUAGCUAAAGGAGUACCUCAUGUGUGGCGUUUUGCAAGAUGGGAAACAGUAGAGUCCAAAGGGAGGUUUUAAAGGAUUGAACAGGAUGAAUGUUAUUUCAGCAUAAAAUCCUAAGCCUGAAGUGAGGGGAAGAAGGGGAGAUGGUGCUUUUGCUGGUGUGUGCAGAUCUUCUGUGUUCUUCCUUUUAGUGGCCCGCUGUUAGUUCUACCAAUAUUGUAUAUGUGUGAUUGACUAGCCUGUCAGAUCUAUCAACUGUUUGCAAAGUAUUUGUGUAAAUCUUUGUGCCAAUAGGGUCUCUUCCAGUGUUGUGUCUCUUUACUUCAGUCUUGGAUUUGAUCCUCUUGAGCUUGUAGCUUGUCUGUCAGAAGCCAAGGUGGAGUCUGAUGAAACCUGCUGGUCAGUUCUCUGAGCAGCUACUCAAAGCAGGAGAUUCAACUAAGAAACCUUGGACAGCUUCAGCCUAGCACAUGGACCUCAGAGGCAUAUUUCCUAAAGUUGUGUGUAGACUGUGAUUCUCUUCACAUAUGGCUUUGACUUGUUUCUAAUGUGAUUGAAUUUUAUUUGUUUCUAGACAGGUUUGUAGAAAUGCAACUUUUAUACUAAAAACUGUUCAUUUGUAUGUAAGUCAAUACAUUAUAAAAUGGUUGUGUUUAUUCUUUGUAUUAGUUUUGAUUAUUUAUGCCAGUGUAUUUAUUUUUCCUUUACCUGUGUAUUCUGUGCUCUCUCAAAUAGAUGUGUAGCAAUUGAAACCAGUGUAUCGUUUCAAGUACUACAUUGCCUGCGUUAUAAAUUCUCUGAUCAGGGAAUUGUGCAUAACCCUGAGCCUACAUACUGCCAUUUUAUUGUCGAGUUCCAUUUGUGUCAAAACCUAAUUAAUGGUAGUGAUGACCAAGUAAAACAGAAUGGUGUAUUGCUUUUUCAUAUAAAUAUUUUCACACAACAAGUAUUUGUGGAGGCAAUUGAAAAUAUUACUUUGUUUAGAAAA
Messenger RNA from Peromyscus eremicus (cactus mouse), 5055 nucleotides. It is a transcript of the gene Tmx4, whose product is annotated as thioredoxin related transmembrane protein 4. The transcript is spliced from 8 exons. Bases 140 to 1150 code for a protein of 336 amino acids. The record is from RefSeq and is a predicted model, not a curated record. NCBI's taxonomy places the organism in Eukaryota, Metazoa, Chordata, Mammalia, Rodentia, Cricetidae.